Orbicella faveolata is the source of this 2026-nucleotide messenger RNA. RefSeq lists its product as uncharacterized. The record is from RefSeq and is a predicted model, not a curated record. Lineage: Eukaryota; Metazoa; Cnidaria; Anthozoa; Scleractinia; Merulinidae.
CAUGAACUGGGUUGUGUAGGUCACAGUGGAAGCUGUAAAGCAAGAGAAACAGCACAAGAGUUUAAAAAGGGCAGGGAUGAACAACAACACCAGGCAAAACAACAUCAAGACCAGUUGAAAGCAGCCAAGGAGCAAUUGACUACCAUAGUUGCCAAAAUACAUAAUUUGAAAGGGCCUUUCCAAAGGAGAUUGGAUGGUGUACUAGAAAGGAUGAAUUUAAAGAGGCAAGUGUAUCAUAAAGGGGCUCUGGUUGGUAAUGAUGUUGCCAAAAUUCUCCACCCUGAAAACGUGGGAAAAAUUGUAAAUUGUUUAAAACCACUCAGAGUGAAUCUUCAAAAUGGAGAACAUAAAGUUUUCAGUGAUCAAAGAAGCAUAAACAAGGUGUCAACAUUUUUGACAAAACUUUCACACUGUCUCCAGCUGUACUCACCCAGUACUCCUCUCUGUCACCAUGAGGUAGCCUUCCUUGUGGUCCGAUGUGCUAGCUUUGGUCACUGGUUUCCUAUAGACUUUCCAAACACCAACUUGCUUCGAAAGUUUCAUGUGUUAACUUUCCAUGUCCCUAAGAAAGCCAUUUGCAAGCACACUAUGGGCGUGGAAGCUGAACACUGCUCAGAAAGUAUACACCCAGUGGUCAACAGGCUUGAAAGGUCUUAUGCAACUACACAAAAUACAUGUGAUUGCUUGGCACUGGUAGUAAAGAGCCAGUGGCUUCAAAGCAACUCCACUCUGACAAAUUUCAGGAAACCUAAACACAGAAACAGAUCAGAUGCAAUUGUCAUUUCUACAGAAGAAUAGUUUCUAUAUUGAAAAUCGAAAAGUUGCCAAGCUUCCAUAAUAAAUGGAGACUUAAUGCAUAUUGCACUAAAAUAUUUUAUGAUUCAAAUAUACUGUAACCAGCUGACAUGUGCAGAAAUGUUGGUUGUUGUUUUUUUCAAAAUGUAAUAAUUAUUCCUGUAGCUAUGGUGAUGCAGGCAGUAGCGAUAUACUUUAAGUCCUAAUUUAUAGCUGAUCAUGAGGAGAGCUUUAUCAUACCUGUAAAUCAACAAGUGCAAUGUAAGUCACACGAUACAAUAACAUGAAAUGGCACAAACACAAGAACACAAUACAAUACUAUUUACCAAUACUGCAUUGGUUCUAUAAUAUACUUUUCUGAAAACCUUUUACCGAGGAUUUAUCUUCAAAUUAGUAAAUCAUGAAUCAUUUACAAGAAGCCUAGUUUAGUCUGCUCCAUAAAAUAAGUUCCAUCCACAUCAUUCAGUGCUUUCACAUAAUUCACAUCAAGAUGUGCCAUUAUGGAUUUGCUUAAUUUUUGUAGGUCAAAAAUGUUAACACAUCUUGUGACAACAGAAAACUGCAGUAGUAUAGAAAACCAAUUUCCUUUACACCAUGUAGGGCCUAGGGGUAUAGUAUCACACAAUCAAAACCAUUUCUCUCAUUUAGGGAAAUUGCCACUAACUGGUUUGGCAUUUAACUAUUCUUUUAGAGAAUUGGCAUUUACAUGUAAGGCAUGAUUAUUUUGAUAGCCAGUAGGCAAUGUACAAAAAUAAGAAGAUGUAGUUGUCUGCACAGGACCAUAGUAGCACCCUGGUGUAUAAUAAUGUUAUGCAGCACUUCAUCAUUGGUAUUAUAUAAAUAUUUUAAAUGAUAAAUGUACAUAAGCAUUUUAACUACUGCAAUUACCACAGAAUACCACAGUAUUAUUUAACCUAAUCUACGAAGCUCUAUGAAGCUAGUGUCCUUGUUUACUGCAGUUGCUACUGCUAUUUUAAAUUAUAUUUAAUAUAAGGCAUCAAAUAAGAGAUCUCAAGAAAUAGACAAUUAAAUGAAAUUGUUAGUUAAAAGAAGCAUAUAAAUAGUUUUAUGUUGCUGUCUUAUUGAAACCUGAAGGGAAGUUGUAUCAUGGUGCAAAACACUGCUACAUAUGGAAAAAAUAUACAGACAUGCAAAUGUGUAUAAAAACCAUUUCAUUGGAGACUUUAUAGCACAUCUUUGUCUGGGAAUAAAAUUGCACUUUUAAUUUUAA